AUGUUCAAAACGUCUCCCUUUAACCGCAAGAAAACCACCGGAAGUCGUCCGUUCGCCGAGUUCUACAACACCUGGCUAGCCACCCUCUCAACCACCCUCCUCCCCCAGCUCCGCCUCGCCCUCUCCUCUUUCUCCCUCUCCCCCGCUCUCCUCUCCCUCCAGGUCGACGGCAUGCACCACCAUCUCCAGUCCUACUACCUCGCCCUCGAUCAGGCCGCCGCCGGAGACGUCGCCCAGUGCCUCCACCCGGACUGGCGCAACGCCCUCGAGAAGCCCUUCCUCUGGCUCGGCGACCUCCACCCUUACCUCUUCACCAACCUCCUCCGGUCCUUCCUCGACGACCAAGAAUCGCCGUCCUCACCGGAGGAAGAGGAGGAGGACGGCGGCGGGUUCCUCGAGUACGACUCGGUGGAGAUGAAGGAGUUCGGCCACCGGCCGUGGCACGUUGCCGUGGCGUGGCGGAGCCCGUCCAGGACCCUGACGGCGAGGGUCGACCAGAUCGAGUGCGGGCUGCGGCUCAUGGUGCCGGCGCUGGCGGCGCGCGCGCGCGGCGCGCAGGCGAAGCUGGUGCGGCGCGUGGGAGCUGACUGGGGCGGGGCGGCGGCCGUGGGGGAGGCGGUUGCGGAGGAGAUGGAGGAGCUGGUGGGCGUGGUGGUGGACGCGAACAGGCUGAGGAGGAGCGUCUUGGCCGACAUCGUGAGUGCCACCACUGUGUACCAGGCGGCGUUGUUCUUGGAGGCGGUGGCGGAGUUCUUGAUAGGGUUUAACGAUGCGAAAUUGGUGAAGGAGUUUGAGGAGUGCGAGAAGGCUGUCAAUUGA
Striga asiatica is the source of this 819-nucleotide messenger RNA. The record is from the annotation of a GenBank genome assembly. NCBI's taxonomy places the organism in Eukaryota, Viridiplantae, Streptophyta, Magnoliopsida, Lamiales, Orobanchaceae.